Acanthaster planci (crown-of-thorns starfish) is the source of this 3592-nucleotide messenger RNA. It is a transcript of the gene bpnt2, whose product is annotated as 3'(2'), 5'-bisphosphate nucleotidase 2. Gene Ontology annotation, molecular function: 3'-nucleotidase activity. Lineage: Eukaryota; Metazoa; Echinodermata; Asteroidea; Valvatida; Acanthasteridae. The record is from RefSeq and is a predicted model, not a curated record. Gene Ontology annotation, cellular component: endomembrane system.
AGUUACAGAGGUCAGAGGUCAUAAAAUGGCAAGUGCCAACAUGGCGAGUGUGCGAAUCUCUCCCAUCGGUUUUGUAGUGAUUUUCCUCCUGGCCGGGGCAGUGAUCCUCUACGUCCAGCGAUCGUGGAACGGAAAGGAAGAACGGGAAGCCAAGAUCGUCAGGCCGGGGCAGACGGUCAGCCUGCGGCAGCUGCUCUCGGCGGGAAUCGACGCAGCCGAGCGCGGCGGCUUAGAAGUCAAGAAAGUGAUGGAGGAACAGAAGUUGAACGAGAAGAGCAAAGGCGAGACACGGGAAGGCGCGAAUAACCCAGUGACAGAUGGGGAUAUGAGGUCACACAAAGCCAUGGUACACAGUCUCAAGAAGACAUUCCCGCUUCUAAAGAUUGUGUCGGAAGAGAAAGAAGUUGGAAGUUGGGACGACAGCAAACUGCUGCUCCUCGAAACGAAACGGUCGGACGUAGUGACCAUGGUGCAGGAGGAUGAGAUGGUUCCAUUUGAUGACAUCACCGUUUGGAUCGAUCCAUUAGAUGCUACGCAAGAAUACACAGAAAAAUUGCUGGAGUAUGUGACCACGAUGGUGUGUGUGGCGGUGCGCGGAGUACCGACAAUCGGUAUCAUCCAUAAACCAUUCAAGACCAAUGACAAGACAGUGUGGGCAUACGUUGGCAAGACCCACUCGCCCAACCUAAAGCUUCCCAUCAAGAAGGCGGCGGAGGAGCUCACGACAAGUCCAAAGAUCAUCGUGUCGCGCUCGCACCAGGGUGCUGUGGAAAGCGUUGCCAAGAAGUCCUUCGGGGAGAAAACCGAAGUCAUCCCUGCCGGAGGUGCUGGAUAUAAAGUGUGGUCCCUCUUUGAAGGCAAAGCUGAUGCUUACAUCCACACAACGUUGAUCAAGAAAUGGGACAUUUGCGCCGGCAACGCCUUAUUGAACGAGGCCAAAGGUCGCAUGACAACCCUGAAAGGGGACGGGAUCGACUACCACUGGAACCCCACCUCACCGAACCCCAAAAACGAGGGCGGGCUGUUGGCGACGCUCUGGGAGCAUGAGAUGUUCCUGGAGAGGCUGAAACCUGUGGUGGAUGCGAAGCAGCGGUAGCCGCUGCGAAACGGAGCAGUGAUCGUCAGUUGCGCCUUAGCCGAGGCCUGUUCACACUUCUGGCGGACGCAAAACGAAGUUGACUCCGCAAAUUGUUUGCAUUGAAAGUUGAAAUGCAGACAACAAUUUGAAAGUCACUGCUUGAGUUUGUGAUCGUUUUUGCUUUUGCUAAGGUGUGAACCGGCCUGUACUCAUGAAGUUUUGUUACUCUUGGCUUUUUAACACUUGUCAUCUCAAUGUCAUCCCAGCUUUGUCUCUGACAUCAAAAUGGUCAUCGGUCUAUCAUGUUCAAACUGAUUGAACGUAGUUCAUUUACAUAUCCUAGGUUAAUGGCACUCAGUUUGACGUUCCUGUCCUGAAUUACCAAUUUCAAGCGAGAUUAAAGCUCAAAUUUGGGGGAAAGGGAAUCCAUCACAGCUGGAAACAGACAGACCUGAGAUUCCCCCAAACCUCAUUUAUUCUUCAUCAUACAUGCAGUGUAAAGAUGUGCUAUCUCCUCUUUGCGCAAUCCAUUGAGGGCACUGUGACUUAUGCAUGUCCGAGCCACAGUGUACGAGAGCGUACACUUGAGUAAACAUAUGUAUUGCCCUGUAUACGGUUGCUCUCGUUGAGUUGAAGCACUCUACUGUUCCAAACAUUACUAAUGUUGCAUUUUUUCCACAAAAAUUGCCAAAGUCCACCUGUCAUGGACCAAGAUGGAAUUGGCUUGUGUUUAAUCAAACAGCUAGUUCUUAUGCAGCUGUAGAGUUCAAAACAAGACGUAAAGUGAAGUUAGACUUUCGGCAAUAUCAUUGAAAAAGCCUAUUUUUGUGAUUGGGGGUGCUAGAAGAUUUCAUCUUGUAGAUGUAAAUUAAAAGGAAUGCAAUUUGUGUUAUUUGUUCUGUGUAAAUCUGUAGCCUAACUUUCUUUCUGAAAUUGUUGCGUAUGUCUGAUUCUCAGAUUUGUUCUCAAAAUAUGGCACCCUCUGGUGGUAGAAAAUGGGCAUUUAAUGCAACUUUUACUUUCUUUUCCAAUCUGCCAUCCAGCUGGUUUUAAUGAGAAUUGGUCAGGAUGGAUUUGUAGGCUUCGGCAUAGAUGCAGGACACUGAAAACUGUUUUAUUGCCGAUUUAAUUAGGGCCAAAGACUUUCGGUCAUAUGCUGCCAUCCUGUGGUGUGUCAAAGUUUUGUGUCGGGUUUUUGCAUCUCCGAAACUAUUAAAUAGCAACUUGACCAAAUUUCUUAACUUUUUCGUAAAUAAAUAGGAGCCCUUUUUUGUAUUUUCUAAUGUAGACAGAAGAAGUAAAGAAUCGAAGUUUACUGUGAAAUUUCAAAGGAUAAAUGAUUACACAGAACUGUUAGGGUUUAAGAGAAGUUGAUAUUUGUAGUACAUGUAUGUAUUCUGUGUAUCUGAAAACGUUUUAAAAAAAGUAAUGCAAAAAAUUUUCAGCCAGUGGAAUUUGUUUCGAAGAAUGAUACUUGUUCAUCUGGAAAUAAAAAGUGUUUGUGGGGGGAGCGCCAUCAUGGAGGGAAGGCUAUUGUGAUGUGCUGGUAUAGACCUUUUUCACCAACGUGACUGGAUUGCGCCAAAUGUAAACAAUCCCACCACGUGUGGACCGCCUUGGCCACGGUGAUCACAUACAUUCCUACGGGCAGCUUCAACCACGUGGAAGCCCACGUGCGAACACCGCAUGCUUGACUACUUUAUCUUGAAUAAGUAGAUUACUAUCGCAACACUGCAUUCAUUACCAUCGCAACACGUCUCGAUCUAGCACGAUUGUGACAUCACAGGAAAAAGGUCAAUACGAGUAGCUACUCUGCACUUUUAUUGUCACUGAAUUUACAUAACAGAAACUGUCCUCCGUGAUGGGGGCUCAGUGCAAGCCCUCUAUAGUACAAUCAUGUUUUCCACCAGGCUUUUGUUACUAAAACGUCGAGAAAUAUUGAAAUGCAACACAUAUUGUUGGUACUGAUUACCAGAAACAAGUCAUGAAAACAGGUUUUGUACAGUUAGCACUGAUGCAUCAGGUACAUGAAUGGUUUUAAUUGUGGUUUUCAAUGUAGAAAACACGGGCAUUUCAAAUUGCGAGCGGCCAUAAAUUUUCAUAGGUUUGUGGGAACUAAUUUUUCUGAAAUACUCGCUAUUAAUGAUGGAUUGGUUCUCGUUUUUGACUUUCCUUCUCUUUGUUUCGUUCAGCUUUUGGUUUGUGGGCUCUUGUCCUUGUUAGAAACGAAGAAAAUUAUGUAAUGGUGGUACUUACACACAGGUGCGUUUUAUAUUCAAAUCAGGUGCCAUACGUAGUUCACAGUGUGAAGAAGUUGUUAGUCGUCAGUCCACAGAAUUGAUAACUGAAGCACUUUUGUAAUGGCGAUCGAGCUGACGACUCCAGUAUUUAGCGUGGAGGAAGCGUUGUCUUUCAAUUAUCCGGCAGUAACGGUCUUUCCACCAGCUGCUGGUUCAGAGGCAAAUUCUUGCCAGUUCUCUCCUUGGCGAAUAAAAAAAGAGAUAUGGCAUAUUA